Molecule: messenger RNA, 1168 nt
Organism: Trifolium pratense (red clover)
Lineage: Eukaryota; Viridiplantae; Streptophyta; Magnoliopsida; Fabales; Fabaceae
Product: vicilin-like
Exons: 5
Coding region: 1-1053 (350 amino acids)
Source: RefSeq, a predicted model, not a curated record
AUGGCAAUCAAAGCUCCAUUUCAACUUUUGAUGCUGUUGGGAAUUAUUUCCCUAGCUUCCUCAGUUUCUGUCUCUUCUAGACAUGAUCAAGAAAACCCUAACCCUUUUUUGUUUAAGUAUAACCGUUUUCAAACUCUUUUCGAAAAUGAAAAUGGUCACAUCCGUCUCCUUCAAAGGUUCGACAAACGUUCCGAGAUAUUUGAGAAUCUUCAAAACUAUCGUCUUUUGGAAUAUAAUUCUAAGCCUCACACACUUUUUCUUCCACAACAUAAUGAUGCUGACUUUAUCCUUGCAGUUCUAAGUGGGAGAGCCAUUCUAACAGUGUUGAACUCCAAUGAUAGAAAAUCCUUUAACCUUGAGCGCGGUGAUACCAUUAAACUUCCUUCUGGCACCAUUGCUUAUUUGGCAAACCAAGACGACAAGCAAGAUCUUAGAGUAUUAGAUCUCGUCAUCCCAGUAAACAAACCCGGUCAAUUUCAGUCUUUCUUACUUUCCGGAAGUGAAAACAAACAAUCCUUCUUAUCUGGGUUCAGCAAGAACAUUCUAGAGGCCUCCUUCAAUGGAUCUCUUUUGUUGCCACACUACAAUUCAAGGGCCACACUUAUUGUAGCAGCUGUUGAAGGAAAAGGAGAAUUUGAACUUGUGGGCCAAAGAAAUGAGAAUCAACAGGAGCAAAGAGAAGAAGAUGAGGAAGAGGAAGAAGAAGGACAAGACAGAAGCAGACAAGUGCAAAGGUACAGAGCUAGAUUGUCUCCAGGUGAUGUCUUUGUGAUUCCAUCAGGUCAUCCAGUUGCUGUGAGUGCUUCUUCAAAUCUCUAUUUAGUUGGAUUUGGUAUCAAUGCUGAGAACAAUCAGAGAAACUUCCUCGCAGGUGAGGAGGACAAUGUGAUAAGCCAGAUACAUAGACCAGUGAAAGAGCUUGCAUUCCCUGGAUCUGCUCAACAAGUUGAUAGACUAUUAAAGAAUCAAAAGCAAUCUUACUUUGCAAAUGCCCAACCUCAACAAAGAGAGGAAGAAAGCCACAGGAAAAGGGGUCAUGUAUCUUCAAUUUAGGGAGUUUUUAAUGAGUGAUCAAAUAAUAUGAAUGUAUGCUAUAAAGAGCUAUACUACUAGCUCAUAGUGAGCAAAAAAAAUAAAACGGCUUUUCUUGUAGCAAUAACUAGAGUUC